Molecule: messenger RNA, 1833 nt
Organism: Tricharina praecox
Lineage: Eukaryota; Fungi; Ascomycota; Pezizomycetes; Pezizales; Pyronemataceae
Product: major facilitator superfamily domain-containing protein
Exons: 3
Coding region: 1-1833 (610 amino acids)
Biological process (GO): intracellular polyamine homeostasis; transmembrane transport
Molecular function (GO): polyamine transmembrane transporter activity
Source: RefSeq, a predicted model, not a curated record
AUGGCGUCAAUGCCACUGCCCGCACUCAAUCGAGUCCAGUCAUCCACAGGGCCCACCUCACCUCUAGCUCGUGUUCCUACAUCAUCGAUACCAGAGAUGCCCAAUGCACCCCCGCCAGCCAUGCUGGAGCGUCAACGAACCAACAGCACCUCCAGCCGGGCCUCAGAUGAUACCGAAUGCACCUCAUGCUCUGUAUCCUGUGGUGAUGCCGUACGAGAUGAACAGCCACAGCUCGGCCCCGUGGUCUCACGGCUAGUCGCCGGUCCAUCACGCAUCAUUCCCCGCCUGAAGCGGCGCGGCCUCUUCGCCACACUCUCUGUCGUCCCCGAAAUCGAGGACCCGUUCCAGUACUCGCGGCUAACGAAGAAGAUGAUCACCUUGGUGGUAGCGAUCGCUGCUGCAGCCGCGCCCAUGGCCUCAGCAAUCCUGUUCCCGGCGCUGGCCGAGAUCUCGACGGAGCUGAAUGCGAACCAGACCACGACGAACUUGUCGGUGGCGCUGUACAUGCUCGGCAUGGCGAUCUUCCCGCUGUGGUGGUCCAGCUUCGCCGAGCGCGUCGGCUACCGCACUAUCUUCCUCAUCUCGUUCAUGCUGUACAUAGUCUCGAACGUCUGCUGCGCCGUUUCGGUCAACAUCGGCAUGUUCAUUGCGUUCCGCGUGGCGUCGGGGGCGAGUGCCGCCAGUGCUCAGACCAUCGGCGCCGGGGUCAUCAGUAGUGUCUGGGAGGUGCGGGAGCGCGGGAGAGCUAUGGGGUACUUUUAUCUGGGACCGCUGAUGGGACCGCUACUAUCGCCGAUUAUUGGUGGCGCCCUGACGCAGAAAUUUGGGUGGAGGAGUACCAUGUGGUUUCUUACCGCGUUUGGUGCGGUGGUCGCCGUCGGGAUUAUCUUCUUUCUGCCCGAGACGCUGAGAGAGCCGAAGAAUAACCGCCCGCUGCUCUCGGAGAAGCAGAUGCUUGAGAAGGGCGAUUUGGAGGCGUCCGGUGCGAAUGAGGGUGUGAGGGGCCUCCAGAGAACCCUCAGUAAGGUCUCCACGAAGACCAGGCGUAAGGUGUCGCAGUCCGUCGUCACAAUUAAGGUCCUCUUUGUCGAUCCCCUACGCAGUCUCUUGUAUCUGCGAUUCCCGCCAGUAUUGAUCACCGUCUACUGGGCAUCACUCGCCUUUGGCGCUCUUUACAUGCUCAACGUCUCGGUGCAAAAAAACUUCGCGAAGGAGCCGUACAAUUUCCAAACCAUAAUCAUCGGGCUGCUCUACAUCCCAAACUCGAUCGGCUACGUUCUCGCGUCCGUUCUCGGCGGCUCCUGGAACGACCUAAUCAUGCGUCGUGCGGCGCUCAACCGACGGGCGUCAUCGGACACGCCCGAUUCCGACGAGCCACUGGAGUACCUCCCAGAGGACCGCAUGGGAAUCAAUGCGUACAUUGCGGGAAUCGUCUUCCCCCUCGCCCUGCUGUGGUACGGAUGGACAGUCCAGAACGGCGUGUUCUGGUUCGUCCCAAUGAUGGCGACGUUUACGUUCGGAUUCGCGAGCAUGCUCGUGUUCAGUGUUGCCACCACCAUGCUCACCGAGUUUGUCCCCGGAAGGUCCGCGUCCGCCGUCGCGGUUAAUAAUUGCAAGCCUUCCCCCCCUCACCCCCCCUUAUUCGUCCGCAACAUCUGCGCGUGCAUCGGCGGAAUAAUCGCGGAGCCAGUGAUCCAAGCAAUCGGCAACGGCUGGCUAUUCACGAUUCUCUGUUUCGUCGGAAUCCUGAGUUGCAGCGUGGUAUGGGUGAUGCAAAAGUACGGGCCCCGGUGGCGGGAGCAGGCGCAGCACGGGGAGUACAAAUUCUUGUAA